AUGUUACCCAAACCCAUACUGACCUGCAUUAGCGCCAAACCAGAGAAGGCCAUUAUGCCUUCAUUACGUCAUUACACAGUAAGAACAAACUCAGAAAGCUGGUACCUCAAAACAUCAAAGCUGGCAUUAGCUUUAGCUAUAAUCUGCAGCAAACCCCCCAGUAAAAGUGGGAGAGAGUACACAGAGUACCUGGUUACUGGUCUGUGCAGGAAGGAUGAAAACUGGAGAGCUAAGGCACAGGCACUGGAGGGUGAAGUACUGCGAUUACAACAGGAACUGCUGCUCACAAAGAUCAAGCCCAGAGGCAAACUGGAUACUGGGGACAACUCUCUGGAGAUCCUUCCACAAGACCUUGUGGGCUCUCUAAAUGAUACAACUCAGCUUGAAGGUGAUUCUGGCUGCGACACUUCCAGUGGACAGGGAAACAAUACCAUAAACCUACUGCACAGUCAAGAAUCUGAUGACGUCACCUCACGCCAGACUUCUUCAAAGUCGCUGUGCGGAUCAAGUAACGAGAGCAGUAAGGAGAAGACUAUCCGUCUUCAUACUCAGUUUUUACAGAACCUUCUGGGUCUCAAACAGCUAACGGAACCGGGGUACCUAAGCACAGAUCCUCUGGUGUCUCAGGGGGACGUCUCCGUAGUCACCGAUUCUGUCUCCCAGUUGCUCCACUGUAUGCUCUCCUACUGCACAAAUCCAAAGCUCCUCCUUCCCUCUUCCUCCUUCCUCCUUGAGGCUGCCCAGGUCCUGGCCAGUGUGCUGGAUCACGGUAGCCUGUGCAAGCCAGCCUUCACACAGUGCGUGACCAGAGUGGAAGAGUUCUUCAAAGACCUUGUGAGCCUAAUUCUGAGAAAUAAAGAACUCAAUAGGUUCCAGAUCCAGGAGACCAUGGCAGACUGCCUGAUCCAGCUGGGAGGAUGCAGCUUGUUAAGGGCUUCACUCAUCUCCCUGCUCCUCUCACAAACCAACUGUUUUGCAGAUGAAUUGUGGCAAACAUGUCAGAGUGAGAGGUCAGCUUGUCCACACUUUGAUGUGUCCAGCUAUGAGAAUACAUUUUACCUGUUUUGGAUCUUGGAGCAGCUACUUCAGAGUCAGAAGAAAGAAUACAGAAGUGAACAGCAUUGUGAGCAAAGGGAAUUACAACAGAAACUAGAGCGGACAGCUCUGCUCCUGUCAGAGGAGUUCCCAUUGUUUUCUAUCUACAUGUGGAGAAUAGGAGCCUAUUUUAAAUCUACUGAUGCUGAGGACAGUUGAGCCGUUUAGUAGUUCCUAUACAACUCCUUUAGGAUGUAGUAGCAGCCUUGUUUGUGUUUAAUGUUAAUCAUUUGCCAUAUUUGACCAAGAAAAGAAAAUGUGUAAACCUAUUUUACAUUCAACUUUCAUAUUGUAUAACAAGAUGUUUCUCAAUAUCUACAUAUAAUUCAAGCAAUUUUGUAUUAAACUCCUUUCUGUU
This is a messenger RNA of Polyodon spathula (Mississippi paddlefish), 1453 nucleotides long. It is a transcript of the gene mei4, whose product is annotated as meiosis-specific, MEI4 homolog (S. cerevisiae). Lineage: Eukaryota; Metazoa; Chordata; Actinopteri; Acipenseriformes; Polyodontidae. Bases 1 to 1254 code for a protein of 417 amino acids. The transcript has 5 exons. Gene Ontology annotation, biological process: meiotic DNA double-strand break formation; oogenesis; spermatogenesis. The record is from RefSeq and is a predicted model, not a curated record. Gene Ontology annotation, cellular component: lateral element.